Molecule: messenger RNA, 4436 nt
Organism: Chara braunii
Lineage: Eukaryota; Viridiplantae; Streptophyta; Charophyceae; Charales; Characeae
Source: the annotation of a GenBank genome assembly
CCAAGAGGUUGGAGGGAAUGAGGCUGAAGGGAUGGGCGCUGUAUGCGAAAGCUCUGGCGGGGAGCCGACUUCUUCGGAGAAGAAGUGCGAGCGACGGAGGAUGGUGCAAGAGGAGGUGGCGGAGGAAACCCACCGCAUGAAGAGGAUGAAAGAACAAUCGGAGCCGGUUAUGGGCGGGGAUGGAGGUGAUGUCAGAGAACGUGCCUCGGGAAAGAGGGCGUGGCGGACAAGAACAUGGAGUUGGAAAGAGGCUGUCGAAGGAAGAGGGUGCGGCGACAAGUAAAAAAGCGAGGAGGCCCGACGGUUUGACCAUCCGCGAAGGACAAGCCAUGGGUGGAGGAGAUUCGGCUCAUCCAGGCGCUCCGGCCGCGAGAGAACCUUCGGGGAAAUCCAAAAGGAAAGUGGCAGCUGAAGAAGACGAUGGCCAGAACAAACCUCGAAGGAGGAAGACUGCUGAGGCGGCGGGCGGUGGCGAACAGGCUGUCGGUAAGCAGUACGACGAAGCGGCAGCGUUCAGGCUUGAAUACGAGCGGAACGAUGACGGUGAGAUCGUGGAAAAGGAGCUCCCCGUCCAACUGUUCAUCGACCCAAGGAAGGUCUGCGACAUCCUGCCUUGGGAGAGAUAUUACAACCACCGCUGUCUCAAUCGCGAAAAUGUGGACGACAUCAAGGCGGCAAUGCUUAGUCGGUUCCACAAGGAAAAGGGAAAGAUCUGGACGAAAAACCCUUUGGUUCUGGCGCCCAUCUACAACCCGGUGACGCAUAGGCCGGAGAUUGCUGACAGGGUACACAAAGAUGUCUUCAAGCCAGAGGACAAGGACAAGUACUACUGUUACCCUAAGGCGGCGUUCGAGGACAUGUGGGAGGCAUGGGAGAAAGAAGGGAGGCCGGUUGCCAUUCAAGGCAACCCUUCCAACAAGGAGGCCGAGAAACAAAAGUUUUUCGAUUUCCAAAAGCUAAUUUUGGGAAAGAGUCCGAACGACUCUCACUGGUCGUUGGCAAAAAAAGAUAUGGCGCUCACCGACAAGGAGUACGUCGUUGCCGUUGGCAAUGCAUUGAGGCAGUGGAUGCCGCUCGUGACGGCCGGUAAUGUCGUUUUCCGCAAAGGCAUGGAGUUCUACGAGAAAUGGGCGGAGGGGAAGUUGUUGGGCGGCGACGGGAAGACAUCAUUGUUGAGGUCUGGCAAAUACAUGCCAAACAAAUCUCCGGGUCUUCAAGCGAUUCCGGAAAUGGGCUCGAAAGGGGCGGCUGGUGAAACGAAGAUGGGGUCGCUGGUCGGGGUCCCGCCGCCUCCGACAAAAAAGAGAACGCAAGCGGACGACAAGUUUUUCAUGGUCGUGAAGGAGCCGGACAUGUUUUGUUGGCAGUGUCUCGCCAUCAUGACCGAUGCCGAAAAACUAUCGAUCCUAGACGACAUUCUCGGACUUAGGGCAGUGUUCGUGCCAUCGGCGGGCGGGCAUCCGAAAUGUCAAUACAAACCUAGAGUUAAAGACAUGGUCGCGGCGUGGAAAGUGGACCCCGUGAUGCUCCGUUUGUUUCACUACAUCUUGUUCCUUGAAACGGAGGAGAACGAAGCUGUUUGGCGCUACAGGAGCACUUUUUUCCGGACCGAGGGACAACUUCUGGCGGAGUCCGGCCCGCGGGGCCUCACGAAACAGGUGUGGGUCGAACUGCGAAAGCAUUUCAAGGGCACGGUCGAGUACGUGAACACUUGCAAACGUUCUCUUCUGCACCAGAAGGAGUCCCUCGACGACGCGAAGAGAUUGUACGAGGAUGACAUGCCGUCAUCUCAGACUGACCUCGAAUACAGUCGACGGAGAAACCUGGUGUUUGGUGUGCUGAAUGGGUACCACGAUGCACCCAGGGAGUCAGUCUCGCAUUUCCUGAGAAGGCUGGAGCACGUUUACUUCGUGGUGGCCGAAACGCUCACCCUUGAAAACUACAAGGCACAGUUUGACUUGGAGGACCCUUUCGACGCUGAAGACAUGGAGGAGUUGAGCGACUCGGAAACCUUCGAUUUCGAGUCCAUGCCAUUUCCUCGGGUGGUUGGACAGACGGCUCACAAUUUGCGGAAAAGAGGACGGGCGAAACGUCGCCGGGAGAAAAGGCAUCCGGCGGAAAGGGGUCAUGCGGGCGAAAAGGGGUUGGGAGAAAAGGCGUCCGGCGGAAAGGGGUCAGGCGGGAAGGACUUGGGCGGAAAGGGGUCGGGCGGAAAGGGGUCGGGCGGAAAGGGGUUGGGCGGGAAGGGUUCGGGCGGAAAGCGUAGAACGUUCGCUAGUCCCCAGUAUAUGGAAACUGACCCCCACUGCGUAGGGAGUCGAGAUUCCGACAUGCGAGACGCGACCACCCUGAGGUCUAAUCAAGUGCGAGUAGAUUCGCACUUGUCUACGAGGACUUUGUUUCCCAAUGCCGAGGAGAAUCCAUCCCGCCAUGCGCAACAGAGGUCUCCUGUGCUCAACACCUUGCUCCUGGAAGAGGGCGGACGUGUGCAGCAAACGGCAGCAGCUCCUAUGCGGCGAGACCAUUCCUUGAUAGGAACUGCGUCAUCGUUUUGCCUGGAGGGUGGGAGGCCUGCAUUGCGAAGGACCGAAGGUGCGACCUUCAGUUCCCUCAGCUCGGGCGAGCGCCACAAACUCCAAAUAGAUUCGGAGUUUCUGACGUCGCCCUGGAGGCCGUCCCCCACAAGUGCUCCUCACGCUACAGUUCCGCGGGGCGAAGAAAAUGUGACGUCCUACCCCCCCCAUCUUCAGUUGGGCACAGGGUUCCCCUGCUCAGCUCCGUUCUCAUUUGCUGAGACUCGAGACUGGCGGUCUCGAGUCUUGCUGGAGGGACCCCCUGCAGGAGUGUUGGAGACCGGGUUUGGCGAGUACGAACGUCAUGCUUCAGAGGGUGAACCACUCGACGGUGACAGCGAGAGUGCAUCGGCUCCUAGGGCAGAGGAGCACUCUCCGGGAACGCUGUUGGAGAUCGGGGGUAGCGAGUGGGAACGUCAUGCUUCGGAGGGUGCAUCCGUGGACACUGACAGCGAGAGUGCUCUGCAGCGGGAAGAGGAUACUAAACACUGGCCGGCUUGCGAAGUCGUGAAGGGGCUCGACGCAGGAGUGCUGGUGAGCGGGACGUCCGAAGAGGUUCGGCAUAGUCGUUCGGCUGUGGCCACGAUGCGAGAGGGUGUCGUUAAGGGAGGUCACUGGAUGUUUGUGCAAGCUCCCGUUCUUGGAGAUGAUGAAGGCGAAGAAGGACCUGCGGUGGAAGCUCGGGUUCAUGGCAAUGAGAAAGGCGGAGAACCCGUGGUGGAAGGCGGUGAGGUGACGGUCGGCGUCCAGACGGAUCCACAGCGGAAAGAUGAUGAUUCUUCGCCCACCCGUUGCGGUGAAGAACAGGGUGAUCGACCGUCUGUCCUCAGUACCCGUCGGGAAAUAGUAGUUCAUGAAGCCAUCGAGUUGGGUAACGACUCGGCUGCCACCGAGCUGGUUAACGACUCAGGCGUGGCCGAGGUGCACAACGUCGAAUCCUCCGUGGAAGGCGGUGAGGUAGCAGUCAACAUCAAGAUGGAUCCAGAGAGGAAAGAUCAUGAUUCUCCCUCCACCCGUUGCAGUGAAGAACAGGGUGAUCGAGCAUCUGUCCUCAGUACCGGUCGGGAAAUGGUACUUCAUGAAGCCAUCGGCUUGCCUAGCGACUCAGCUGCCACCAAGCUGGUUAGCGACACAACCGUGGCCGAAGUGUCGAACGUCGAAUCCUCCAUCGAUGUUGGCGCAGUGGCGCGACAGGAGGGCGGUUUCCAUCGAAGAGCGCCCGACCACGUCCCUUUUUCUAUACCAAGCUCGUCGAUGGCGGUUAUCGACAUGAUAGGGUUGCGAGAUGGACAGGAUGUGGAUAUUUUCUCGUACGAGAUGGUCUUGGUUCCUGUCCAUAAAAAUCGAGUGCAUUGGAUCCUAUUGUAUGUCCGAGAACAAUGGCUGGAGUACUACGACUCCCUCCUACAAGACGAUGGCGGUUUUUCUUCCGAUGUGAUUGCGAACUUCGAGCAAUACCUCCGUGACGAAGCAGUUUGUUAUUAUGGUCAAACAACGAAACUGGAUCUCCAGGAGCCCAAGGUGGUUGUUCAUGAUGUCCCUCAACAGUCGGACCGGUGGAGCCGCGGUGUUUUCAUGCUCACCUUCACUUUACUUCUUGCACGCGGCUAUCCGCCACCAUUUCCGAUGGCCCAAAGCGACAUUCCAAACAUCAGGCUGAGGAUUGCGAUGGACAUACUCCAAGGCUCUAAAUGAUACCCCUGUUAUUAAAAUUCGCGUAGUUUUUUAUUCGAAAGGCCAUAAGCAGAAGCGCAAAUCUGUUCCCACUUGGUCUAGCAGUCGGUCGGUUCGAGCUGUGCUAUUGUUUUGAUGAGGUACCGGAUUGCAGUGGAUGUUUUGAUAAAGUAAACGCUUAGGUGUCGA